Messenger RNA from Corythoichthys intestinalis (scribbled pipefish), 3792 nucleotides. RefSeq lists its product as uncharacterized. The transcript has 3 exons. Lineage: Eukaryota; Metazoa; Chordata; Actinopteri; Syngnathiformes; Syngnathidae. The coding region runs from base 347 to 2026 and encodes 559 amino acids. The record is from RefSeq and is a predicted model, not a curated record.
GACACAGAGGCUAAAGCUAAUCCCAUCAGCUUAGACUGGCAUCGUAGUGAAAGGCAGUCAAUGGCAGCACACAGAGAGAUUGUGGAAGUGUCACUGUGUACAAUAUAGAUUUCUGAGGAGUUGAAAGACUUUAUUCCAAAAAACCAAGGCUCCAGUAGGAGGGAAAAAGGAAGAAGAGCUGUCUUAUGUGCAAGUGGACAAAUUUGACAAUGAGGGAUAUUUGGAUAAGGUAGGAACAAAUUACAAUAUUUAGAUUUAGCUAAGCCUUUCAAGACCACAAAAGGCAAUGGAAUGAAGAUCAUGCAAUACGAAUUUAACAGCAGAAUACUUCAAAGACAAUUAAAACAUGACUGAUAGAAGACUUAGUGAACCAAAAGCUAAGAAGCAAAUAGAAAUGAAAAAUGAUGUAGAGAACGUUGACGCUGACUCAAAGCGUUGCUUGGUAGAGAGAAACAAAAGCAGUCGUGAGACACAAAUUCACGAAAAUGUUUUAGGGAAAGUGCAUUUAACCUCAUCUGAUAGGAAAGGAAAUAAGGGAGGAAGAGAAAGGAACAAUGACGAAUUUUGGAGAAUAGCUUCUGAUAUUCUUCAAGGUGAGCAACUACUUCACCGUCUGCAAAUGGUGCAACAACGGCAGGAGGCAGAUAUGCAAACCUGCCAGGAAGAACAUGAGAAGGAACAUGGGAAGUUUCUGACUGAAGAUUUGGUAACAAGAGAAGGGAACAACUCAGGUGAAGAUGAGAAAGAAGAGAUAAGACUUCACACCAUCAAUUCUGACAAGACAAAUCCAUUGGAGAACGAAAUCACUGAAGAGAAAGAGAGUGGAAAAACUCAAGAAGUCAUACCUACACAGCCUGAGCACGAUAUUACCACUAAAGCAGCAGAUCAUUCUGAUGAGAAUCCUAGUGUCAGUGUGUGUAAAGAGUGGAUUCCAAUCAAUUCCGCAGAAACCAUUUGCAAUGCAACUUCCUUUCGAUCCUCUUGCCACCGACUCUCUGUCACAGAGACCUCAACAGAGAGGCGAAUCCAUGAGGAUGCCCAAGGGAAACAGAACCUUCAGAGAGCUGCAGGGAUUUUAAACUUGGCAGAUGACCCAGACGUACUGGAGAUCCCUUUUAAUACCAACAUAAUGUUUGAACUACUUCCCACAAAAAUAUGUCCAGGCCAAGACAAUGAUUGUUUGGUUUCAAAGCAGAAAAUGCUGGAUGAGGUAAAUCGGGAAAAUCAGAGAGGUCUUGGUACAACUAGACAGAGGGAAGUCCAAAAGGGGUUCCGUGAAGGGAACACACAUCAAUUAAAGGAGAGGAAAUUGCUGUUUGAAGCGUUCCAGCAGGAUACCACACAGGGUCCGACCAGACUGAGGAAGCCCCUUACUACAUCAAUCACGAAUCAAGUUUGUCCCACAGUGCUAGAACGCACACGUAGCCUGGAUAUGUUUUCGACCUUAGAGAGGAAGAAAAGUUUGGAAAACCUGCACUCAACGAUGCCAAGUGGUGGAUCACGAGAUAAAACACGAUUAUCUCCAUACCCAAAGCAGGACAAAAAUGUACGUCUUUAUAGAAGUUCAGACUCCAUAAGCUCUGAGCCCACCACACAAAUAACAGAAAGUAGCAGCUCAGUAGGGUUGGACAAGGUACAACUGGAAGCUCCCUUAUUCAAACAAAACCCUUUCUUCAAGCUGCGUCCAGCAUUGGCGCUGAAGCCGGAGGUUGAGAAGGAAAUCCGGGAAGCUGAAGCAAGAGAAGAUGAGCUUCGCAGACAAAGGCGUACCAUCUACGGAGAUAAGCGACAGAGUUCACAGGAGGUUGACAAGGCCUCCCACACGUUGACUGUCAUACCAGGUGCAAAGCAAGAGUUGCGAGGUAAACUGGAACGAGUCUGGCCACCUCCGAGCAACAAAGAACAUCUAAAAUCUGAACAGACUAAGGGGCCGAGUGUGCACAAAGCAGGAAGUCAGAGGUCUCAUCUGUGGCAACGCUGGGAGUUUGGUCAGAUCAAUGGGCAGCAUUCAGCAGAAAAGGACUGACGCCUGCCAAGUCUAACACUGCAAAAUGAUAAAAUACUAACAUUACUUAUACCAAAGGUUGCAAUAUUAGUUGUUAGUUCCUUUUUAAAUAAUGCUCCUCUUAACAUGCUGUAUACAUUCUACUUUACUUAACUGAAGUCCUAGUCAGAUUUGAAAAUACAGUAUUCAGUUGCUGAAAUGGGUCUGAAGAAUGUGGUUUGGUUUUCGGUCCGAAACACUAUUAUUUAUUUUUUAACAAAAUUACAUUACAGAAACCAAAAAGUUGCGUUGACGGAAGCAAAUAGCUCAAGAGCACGCACUUCUCUUGCUAUAGUGACAGCAAAUUCAGUCAAUGAGUGUGUGUUGGCUUGGUGCAGCUAUGAGGAAAGAGAAUCUAUGACAUUCACUUUCCACCUUUAGAUCUCAAGUCUUUCUCCCUUAAAAACGGGGUUAGCAGUUCAUCUUUCCAGCUUUGGAAAUUUAUUUUUCCUCUCAUUCCCACAUGUGGGCAAGCACAACCUACAUCUUUUCUCAACGUGACUCCACUGCACUGUAUAAUUGGUUUAUGUUUUUGGCCUCCGUUUUCUCAUAUUCGGUUUCAUUUUCGUUUUGGUGCAUCACCAAGUCAUUUUCUUUUUUGGGGGGUUGGGAGGUCAGAGGGUUUACAUAUUUAACAGUAUAUUAUUAAUUUAAUUGCAUUAUACAGUACAGUACACACAUCAAUGAAAUAAAAUAAGUUCUCUGAUACAACUUAGAGCAUUAUAGAAAAACACUCCAUCAAUCCAACCCUCUUAGCCUAAAAGUCUAUAUUUGAACAAAUUAAGAAGAGGGGAAAAAAUGCACCCAAAGUGUGAGCCAAUGGCAUACGCGGAGAUUAAGGGGGGCGGGGGAGUCUGAGUGAGGAAAAGCGGCAUGGAAAAUUAACGAAUGAAUGAAUGAAUUUAAAAUUAAGAUUUUGCCGGUAAAAUGUUGUCCAUAAAAGUUGUAAAGCAAUAAAACCACCAACAAAAAUGAAUAAAAUGAGCACAAAAUUAUAUUUUUAAAAUGGGUCAAAAUUAAUUUUUGAACAGAUCGUGUGACUAGUACCUAGAAACGGUCAUUUGCUUUGCUAAGCCAAAACCACCUAAUCUAAGCUUUCAAAAGCGACAACAACUACUGAGCGAGAACUGAGCAGAGCACCGCCAAAAUGGUGAGCGACGUUUCACUUUGUCCCACGAAAGAUGCUAAUUGUACAACAGAGCCACAACCAGGUGUACCGUAUUCAAUGGGCGACGACCUUGGCCAGAAGGAUAGCUGUCCUAAGCAGCCUGAUUUAGAAUUCCCCUAAAAAAUGACGGGAAACAAAAAAACGCUCAUUUUCAAUGUAUGAUUAUAAAUUUUCCUGGUUGGAAUAUUCAGACAAAAAGGAUGCUGUAUCUUGGUUUGCCUGCCGCCAUUGUCAAACUCACCACAUUGAGGAUUCCUUUCGCAAAGGUGUGAGAGACUGGAAAAACAUUAAAUUGGAUAUCUCCGCGGAACGCAAAAAUCGGCGCCUACUUCACAGAAAAACGUGCGCGCUGAUACACGCACACACAACCACACACACAGCUGGGAUGCCUGUUUUCACGAGUAUGGGCUAAGCUACUAAACGAGCAUAUAUCUUGUAAGUUAAUUUUAUUGCUGAUGCGGAGUCAUCAACAUGUUUUGCCCCUCCUGCCACAAGAGUCAAACUCCGCCUAUGGUUAUAAGCAGGGGUGAAAGUGGUUAGAAUUUCUUGCCGGAACUCCCCAACGUGAAGGUCGCCACGG